Messenger RNA from Triticum turgidum subsp. durum (durum wheat), 1179 nucleotides. The record is from the annotation of a GenBank genome assembly. NCBI's taxonomy places the organism in Eukaryota, Viridiplantae, Streptophyta, Magnoliopsida, Poales, Poaceae.
AUGACGUGCAAGCGAUGGAGCCGCCUCGUAGCCGACGCCUCCUUCCUUCGCCGUCGCUGGCCAGAUGAUCAUGGGGCCAGUCGCUUCCUCGCCGGCUUCUUCGCCCCAAAACGGCUCGACCGUACGGAUCCCACCUUCCGGACAGGGGACCCCAUGUUUGCAACGUUUUUCAUCCCAACACAGCGGUCAGUGUUCGCCCGCCGCUCCCUCAGCUCCUUUUUCCCCGAUGUUGAUCCAUGCCUUCUCGAUGGCGCGGAACCGCUAACCGCGCGCUCCGGCCUCCUCCUCGUGCGCCUCUUCUCGGACCCACCUGCUGGCUACCAGUACGACAAGUCCGCCAUUCAUCUGGCUGUAUGCAAUCUGCUCGCCGGCGUGUGCGACGUGCUUCCCCCACUAUGCGAACAUUUGGAUUUCAACAAAAGCGGCUACGCCAUCCUAACUAAUGCAGAUGGUUCCUCGAGCGUAGAGCAACUGUCUUGGCAACCGGGCUACUCGACCUUCUUUAAAGUGCUAAUCAUCGGCACGAUGUAUUUCGGCCCGCCCAGGCUCUACACAUUCUCAUCCAGCAAGUCAAUGUGGAGUAAGCCUAUAAAAUUAACUUUUGACACUGCUAGGGGGAUCCGUGAGUAUAAGCAUCCCGACGCCAUUGUGUCUCGCGGUAAGGUGCAUUGUAGCAUCCGGAUAUGGUACCCCGACUACUCUCUUGACAUGGACAUGGAGACGCUUCACAUCUCUCACACAAUGAUCAUGGAUAGGACAACUUACACGGAAACCAACGAGGACCCACAGCUUGGGGUCACCACCGAUGGGACGCCCUUCGUGUUACUUCUGUCAAGACCAGGCCUCGAGCUAAAGAUCUGCACGUGGCAAGAUGAAAAAAAGAGUGAGGAUGGUGCUAUUGUCAAAGCCGCGUGGCUCACCACGCGCAUUUUAGAGUUGAAACCACCUAGGCUGAUUAAAAGAAGGCCAGAGAAAAUAUACCUAAGAUUGUUAGGAGAGAAGAGUGGAACGAUGCUACUCAAAGAUAGCCAGCGGCAGAUUUACAUCGCUGAUCUUGAGACAGGAGUGAUGGAGCAGUUUGAGUUGCCUGAUGGUUUCUAUGGGCUUAACCGUCAGAAGGUCGUGUUGUUGGAGAUGGACUGGCUAGCAUUAUUCGUUUCCCGGCUUGGGAAGUGGUAG